CAAACAGUGACUCAUAAACCCCUCUCUUCUCUUCAUGCCUCAUUUGGUAUCUCCCCCAGAGAGAAGGAAUUUCUGGGGUUUUCGCUUUCAAACCCUUUUUUUGGGUUUCCUGGAAAAUUGAAUUCGCUCCAAAUAAAAUAUUUUCCUUCGCUUUCCCCAUAAAAAUUUCAGAGAACAGGGGAAAGAAAAAGGCGGAAAUCCGUAGUUCCUAUAUCGUGCCACAUUCUUUGAAGCAGUUUUGUAUCCGCCAACUGGGAUCGCGGCAAAUGUCAGAGAAACCAAAAAUCGAAAAUCGAUAAUUGGGAGAAGUUGAGUAUAUAGGGUUUUAUGUAUCGUUUGCUGUGUUUGUCGAUCAGUGGGAUCGGGAUUCGGAGGAGAUUGAUUGUAGCGGUGGAGAAAAGUUAGGGUAUGUUGUUUCCCUUACUUUCCCGAGCAAAUCUCAUACAGAGGAAAAAAACACGAAAAUUGGUAGGGGCACAUUCUUUGGAGAAGUAAAGUAGCUAGGGUUUUGUGUAUCGGUUGUUGUAUUUUUCAAUUGGUGAGAUCGGGAAAAGGGGGAAAUUGAUUGUAGCGGUGGAGAGGAGUUAGGGUAUGUUAUUUUGGCUCACUUUCCCGAGAAAAUCUGAGAAAGAAAAAACCAAAAAUUGAUGCUUGGCCAUCGCGACACAUUCUUUGGAGACGUUAAAUAGCUAGGGUUUUAUUCAUGGUUUCUGCAUUCAUCAAUCAGUGAGAUCACGGUUUGGGAGUAGAGUGGUUUAUCGGUGGAUAGCAGUUAGGGUUACUGAAAAUUGGAGAUGGAGGGUGCGGAUCGGAUGGAUGAUCGGACAUUUAGGGUUAAUUUUAGUGGAGAUGGAGCGGCGAGGUUGAGGGAGAGAGUGAAGGAGAAGCUGAAGGAGUUCAUGGGGGAUUACACGGACGACACCCUUGUGGAAUAUGUGAUCGUCUUACUUAGAAAUGGCAGGCGCAAGGAAGAAGCAAGGAAUGAGUUGAAUGUAUUUCUUGGGGAUGACAGUCAUUCUUUUGUAUCUUGGCUGUGGGAUCAUCUGGAUUCCCAUCUGCAAUUGUAUGUACUGCCACAAGAGUCUUAUCCUGAUGAAAUAGCUGAAACGAAACAUACGUUGGGGGAGCACACUGAAAGAAAUGAUUCUCUGCAUUUGGACUCUGAAUCUGAAAGAGGAAACUCUUUAAGGUCAAGAAGCCGGCAUAAUAGGGAGUGGAAAGGGCUAGCAAGGGAUGGAGCUGAACCCCCUCCUCUUCGAAGUUCUGAGGAUGACCAUGUCCAAACUGAGGAGAAAACUCAUCGUAAAGUUGGUCAUGCCAAACGGUCUCUUUCUCCUAAGCAUCCAAAUCAGAAGAAAAGGAAUCGACCUGAUGAUCUGAAACAAGCAAAGAGGGAGGUAGUGUCUCAAGCAACCAUUAAUGCACCUAGACGGCUUCUUCAAUUUGCAGUGCGAGAUGCCGUAGCAACUUCAAGGCCAUCUAAUUUGGCUGCAGAGCCCAAAUUGAAGCGUCUUCGUUCUGUAGUUUCUACAUCCACUGGAGACUCAUCCUUGGAUGACCGUCCUCAGAGACUUCAGUCGGUUGCAAGAAUGCCAAGUGCCAUGGCAACUGCAAUUAAAGCUGUAGCAGAAGCUGCUGAGGAUGUCAUAAAAGUUAGAUCCUCCGGGAAUGUAUUUGACCGACUUGGUCGUGGGCCUCGUGGCAUGGAUUUAUCAGAGGUCAGUGACCAACAAGCUGGAUUUAGAGAAACUGGUACUGAAGAUGGAGGAUAUGAAGAUUUUAAACAAAUUCCUGAAAAAACUCGCUCAACUCAUCUUCAGAGAAGUGCCUACAGUGAACAUUAUGCUGGGAAUGUGACUAUGUUGGAAAGUGAAACUGGGUUGGCUUCUGAUUCUGCAUCCGACAAUGAAGGAUAUGAUGAUGUCAAUCUGAUGGGUCGUAGGAUUAUGGAUGUUUCUCAGUCUGGUACAACUGGUGGAAAUAAGGGUGAUGAUUCACUUAUGGUGCAGUACAGUGUGGCUAAGAAUGCUGAUGAAGGUAUGCGAACAAUGCGAAGUAUAGAUCAGGGUCAGCCUAGUGCUGUAGCAAACACCUCUCGUAAGAUUGUGAAUAUCUCUGUAAAUGUGAAUACAUGGAAACCACCAGCUCAUUAUCAGGGACCAAGAGAGGUUGAGGAAGUAGAUGGUCAGAAACCUGUGCAGGGGAAUGAGACAGGCACUGGCAAAUCUGGUGUGCGGUUAAUGAAGGCAAAUGGAAACCCUGUCUCGGUUGGCAAUGGAAAUGCAAAACCUGCUGUAGAUACUCAGAGAGAGUCUCAGAAGAUGCAGCCAUCUGCUCCUGGUUCAUAUUCUACUGGUCGUCCUCUAGAGGAUGCUGAUUCUCGGACCAUUUUUGUUAACAAUGUUCAUUUUGCUGCAACCAAGGAUAGUCUUUCUCGGCAUUUUAAUAAGUUUGGGGAAGUGGUAAAAGUGAUUAUAGUAACUGAUGCUGCUACAGGGCAACCAAAGGGGUCGGCCUAUGUAGAGUUCAUGCGAAAAGAGGCUGCAGAACAUGCUCUUUCUCUUGAUGGCACCUCCUUUAUGUCACGUAUUCUCAAGGUUGUGAAGAGAAGCUCUACCCAUCAAGAAGCCGCUCCUGGCAUGUCAUGGCCCCGCAUUGCCCGGGGUUCUCCCUUUGCUGCUGCUAGGUUUGCUAGAGUUCCUUUCCAAAGAGGUAUCCCUGGUGCAUUUAGGGCCCGCCUUCCAGUUAAGCUUGGUGCAAGGAGCUUGCAGUGGAAGCGCGAUGCUCAGCCCACUCUAGCUGAGAGUGGUGCUCCAGCGUCCAACAACAGUGUUCCCUCUCCUACUGCUCGUAGCCUCACCUAUGUCCGAACAGAGCCUAAGCCAGAUGGAAAUUGAGGUACCACAUAGCUCACAAGAUUACUCUUUUGCCCUUAAAGCUCGCGCCGUUCACAAUCACACCAAAGUUCGAUCACCCAUGAACAAAACCUGAAAAACCUGUUUUUCAUCAGAAUAUUGUUUAUCUGCGUGACGGAGAACAUCUUGCAGGUUAGAGGCUCAAAAAGUGGAGUAUGGGGAAAGAUUAGAUUUCCUUUCUUUCCCCACUUAAAUAUUUUUUUUUCUCUUUUUUUGUUCAUUUCUUUUUGUCAAAUUGGGGGUUUUGGUCAAUGGGUAGUGGUUCUUUGUUCAGUUCUUUUUAUUUGGUAAGUAUCCAAAGGUUAUAUACCAUUAGAUUUGCAAUCUGUGAAUAGGGGAUGGAUUGGUUGUUGAAGAUUAUUUUCUGUUUUUUGACAUAAAAAUGGAAAAAGGAAAAAAAGAAAAAAAGGAAGGAAAACAAGAAAGAGAAAAAAAAUAGAGGCUUAAGGCAUCUGUUUGGUUUC
Vitis vinifera (wine grape) is the source of this 3379-nucleotide messenger RNA. RefSeq lists its product as uncharacterized. Bases 795 to 2897 code for a protein of 700 amino acids. The record is from RefSeq and is a predicted model, not a curated record. NCBI's taxonomy places the organism in Eukaryota, Viridiplantae, Streptophyta, Magnoliopsida, Vitales, Vitaceae. Gene Ontology annotation, biological process: regulation of mRNA stability; mRNA processing. Gene Ontology annotation, molecular function: poly(A) binding. Gene Ontology annotation, cellular component: nucleus; cytoplasm. The transcript is spliced from 9 exons.